UUUUCCAUCCUUUGAGUGAUAUCCGAAUUACUGCACAGAUGUGUCUACUUUCCGGAACGGCAGCCUGUACCCACAAGCUGAACACUUAACCUUUUGUCCUCUAAAGCAUACUGAUUCCACUCUGCCUACUCGCUCUCACCACCGUUUCAUCGCACCUAAAAACGCUUCGAAGGUAAACUACAUAUUACACCUACCCUCUUCAACAGCAGCCCCUUCACGUGCAACCCUAUCAGACAUCCCGAACACGCACAAUGGCAACCCAAAUCCCAACCUUCUACCGCAUAUGCUUCACCGUCCUCGACCCCAUGCUAGCCGCCUUCGGCGUCUACGCCAACAUCUUCAACCCCUCGAUGAUGCUAGGCCGCUUCACCGCAAGCCCUCGCCUUCCCCCGUCGCCAGAAACGACCGUCCUGCUGCACGGAAUGGCCGGCUUUUUCGCGAUGCUGGUAGUUCUUCAGGUCGUUCUUUUACGCCUGCGCCCGCACGAUGUGACUGUCUGGCGCUGUGUUCAGGCUGGUAUUCUGGUUCAGGACUUGUUUAUGAUGGCGGGGUUUGUGACGGAGAUGCGGCUUACUGGACGGGUUGACAUGAGUGCUUGGAGGGGCGAUGAUUGGGCUAAUCUUGCUAUUUACCCGCUUCUUGUGCUGCUUAGAUCUAGUUUUGUCUUUGGGUUUGGGGGGUCUUCGGGGCAGGGUGAGAAGAGGACGAAGAGCGGUUGAAUAAGGUAGAAAACAUUCCUACGACCGACUCACAAUCACGUUGGCCUCUCUAUGAAGAAGCCGAUCGGGAUGACCUUUGGUCUGCAGCCUGCUGCACUGAACUUUUUAGGACUGCAGCCUGCAAGCUGAAUACCUCAACCU
Messenger RNA from Neohortaea acidophila, 860 nucleotides. RefSeq lists its product as uncharacterized. The record is from RefSeq and is a predicted model, not a curated record. The transcript has a single exon. Bases 252 to 719 code for a protein of 155 amino acids. Lineage: Eukaryota; Fungi; Ascomycota; Dothideomycetes; Mycosphaerellales; Teratosphaeriaceae.